Musa acuminata AAA Group (dessert banana) is the source of this 1647-nucleotide messenger RNA. Its product is annotated as pheophytinase, chloroplastic-like. The record is from RefSeq and is a predicted model, not a curated record. The transcript is spliced from 6 exons. Gene Ontology annotation, biological process: chlorophyll metabolic process. Gene Ontology annotation, cellular component: chloroplast. Gene Ontology annotation, molecular function: chlorophyllase activity. NCBI's taxonomy places the organism in Eukaryota, Viridiplantae, Streptophyta, Magnoliopsida, Zingiberales, Musaceae. The coding region runs from base 55 to 1221 and encodes 388 amino acids.
UGUGUGUGUGUGUGUUUGAGAGAGAGAAAGAGAGAGAGAGAGAGAGCACUGGCAAUGGCUCUUGUUCUGCUUCGAACACCCUCUUCCUACUCUCCACCGUCUGCCACCGCUCCUCUCCUACCCUUCACCACCGCCUGCCGUUCUCCUUCCCGCGUUCCUUCAUCCGCUGGCCACUGGAAGCGUGUCCGCGGCCUCAGGAUUGCGUCAGGCAGCGGAAGAGGCCUCGCCUUGACGCACGCGGACACAAGCGGGGACCUGAAGGAGAUACGCGACUGCUGCACCGUAUGGAAGUGGAAGGAUUUCGACGUCAAUUACCUUGUCAAAGGGAAGGGUCCGCCUCUCCUUCUUGUUCAUGGCUUCGGUGCCUCCGUCGGCCACUGGCGCAGGAAUAUUGGAGUAUUAUCUGAGUGCUACACAGUUUAUGCUCUUGACUUGCUGGGAUUUGGUGCAUCAGACAAGCCGCCAGGUUUUGCUUACACAAUGGAGGGCUGGGCUCAGUUGAUUCUGGAUUUCUUGGAUGAAGUCAUAAAGAAGCCUACGGUGCUUGUUGGAAACUCAGUUGGAAGCCUUGCAUGUGUUAUCGCUGCUUCAGGCUUUAGAACACAUCUGAUGUCGAAUGGUAGUGCUUUAAUUUGUAAACUAGAAUCUAAUGGAGAUCUUGUCCGAGGGCUUGUGCUGCUAAACUGUGCUGGUGGCAUGAACAACAAGGCGGUUGUCGAUGAUUGGAGGAUCAAACUUCUUUUGCCCUUGCUUUGGUUGUUUGACUUUUUACUGAGCCAAAGGGUGAUAGCAUCAGCUCUUUUUGAGCGUGUUAAACAAAGGGAGAAUCUCAAGAAUAUCUUACUUUCAGUUUAUGGAAACAAGGAUGCUGUUGAUGAAGAUUUAAUUGAGAUUAUCAAGGGACCAGCAGAUGAUAAAGGGGCUCUUGAUGCAUUUGUUUCCAUUGUCACUGGCCCUCCAGGGCCAAAUCCCGUGUCCUUGAUGCCAAAGAUUUCUAUUCCUGUUUUGGUUCUAUGGGGUGAUCGAGAUCCAUUUACUCCUAUUGAUGGGCCUGUAGGAAAAUACUUCUCUUCUUUGCCAUCAAAUUUGCCAAACAUAGAACUGCAUGUUUUACCGGGAGUUGGUCACUGUCCGCAUGAUGAUAGACCGGAUUUGGUCCAUGAGAAGCUUCUUCCCUGGCUAUCUAGUCUUCCAUCCAUGAGCGAGAUAUCUACUGGCUAGUUGCACUGUUAUUCGUUCGUUCGUCGCAAUGUUUCAGUAAUUCCUCUGCUGCCAGGAAAAAUUCGCCUGCUUGUGCUUCACAAAAGGAACUAGCAGGUUGAUGCAUCACGAUCGUAAACAGCUCUCUCUUGGAAAACUAUUCAUAUAUUGUGUGAUUUUGAAAAGAUAAGUUAGCAGAGACAGAAUAUAGUUUAUGUUGCUACAUUUUAGCCAUUAAUUAACUUUUUGCUCUUAUUUCCGGAAUCAAGUGAGAUCACAAGCUAGUGUCGGAGAUGAACUCCGUGAAACGCUCAAGAAUAUUUAACGCAACACUUCAAAGAGUAUGUACAGAUUAUUCAAUUGCCUAUGCAAGGAAAAGAUUUGUUGUAUGCUUUUGUACCCCUUUCUAGUGGAAUUUCUAUAUGUAUGAUGAGUUCAAUUUUGGUA